This is a messenger RNA of Lasiodiplodia theobromae, 1971 nucleotides long. Its product is annotated as Rho GTPase activator. The record is from RefSeq and is a predicted model, not a curated record. Bases 1 to 1971 code for a protein of 656 amino acids. The transcript has 7 exons. Gene Ontology annotation, biological process: signal transduction; regulation of GTPase activity. NCBI's taxonomy places the organism in Eukaryota, Fungi, Ascomycota, Dothideomycetes, Botryosphaeriales, Botryosphaeriaceae. Gene Ontology annotation, cellular component: cytoplasm.
AUGGACUCCAAGGAACACCUGCCCUCACCCGCGGACCGGCCGCACACGCCCCUCCAGGAGGGCCCGUCGACGCCUAACGACGUGGAGCCUGCGCCGGCUGUCCAACCCUCGCUGGCCGACCAGGCCAUUCAAAGGGAGGUUGACGAGGUUAUCUACUCUGAUAUCGGAGUCAACACGCUGCUCACCCGACUCAAGCAGAGCAUUGCUUCUGCGAGGGACUUCUCCAACUUCCUGGGCAAGCGCUCCAAGCUCGAGGAGGAGCAGGCCCAAGGUGUCAAGAAGCUAUGCCGCUCCACGCACGAGGCGCUCCGCCGGAACGAAUCGCGUCAGGGAACCUAUGGCACCCAGUUCGAGGAGGCAACCAAGGUUCACGAGCGCAUGGCCGACAACGGAAUGCAAUUUGCCCUCUCGCUCCAUCAGAUGCACGAGGACCUGAAUGAGCUCACGAACACCAUCGAGAGGCAACGGAAGCAUUGGAAGCAGACCGCUCUGGCGAGCGAGAAGAAAGUGACCGAUGCGAUCCAGCAGAUGGAAAAGGCCAGGGCCAAGUAUGAGUCGUUGGCAGAAGACUACGACAAAGUCAAGACUGGCGAUAAGUCCGCAGGCAGGAUGUUUGGAAUCAAGGGUCCCAAGAGCGCCGCCCAACACGAGGAAGAUAUUCAUCGUAAGCUCCAGGCCGCGGACGCGGAUUACAAGAGCAAGGUCGAGAAUGCGCAACUGCUGCGCACGGAGCUUGUUGAGAAGCUGCGGCCGCAAGGUGUCAGGGCCAUGAUGGAGCUCAUCAAGGAAUGUGACUCGGGCCUGACACUGCAGAUGCAGAAGUUUGCAUCCUUCAACGAAAAGCUUCUGCUUGGCAACGGCAUUCUCGUUGCGCCGUUGAACAACCCCGGCGAGCCGGAGCACCCUAGUCUACGGGAUAUUAUUUACAAGAUUGACAACGACAAAGACCUUACGUCCUACAUCACCGAGCACUCAGUAAAGGUUCCACGACCUCCGGAGAUCAAGUACCAGCAGCACUCUACCCUGGCUCCGGCACAUCAACCGACUCCCCCAUCCGUGCCCGUGUCAGACCCUUUCCGCCCUUCGCAGCCGUCGCCGGUUAACACUCAGCCGCCACCUCCGCCGCAACAGGAGCAGCCACCGUUUCUUUCAUACAACCCACCGAGGGAUCCGUCUCCGAUCCUGUCGCCGGUACAGGAUGGCUUGCGGCAGAACCCAUACUCGGCCCCGACGGAAUCGCAUCCACCAUACCCGACGAGCGACUUUCCACCGCAGUCUUCCGGUUUUAGCAAUGGUGGUCCUCCCGGAGGUGGACCUUACGGUGCGCCGCCACCAAGUGGCCCACCUACGCACUUCUCCAACGCCCCGCCUAUCAAGCCGGUAUUUGGGAUCACGCUGGAUGAAUUGUUCCACCGCGAUGGAACGCCAGUCCCACUUGUCGUUUCUCAAUGUAUCCAGGCCGUCGAAUUGUUCGGACUGGAGACAGAGGGCAUCUACCGCGUGCCUGGCACCAAUUCGCAUAUCAUGUCGAUGAAGCAGCUGUUUGACCACGACUCUACAGCGGUCGAUUUCCGUAAUCCCGAAACAUUCUAUCACGAUGUCAACAGUGUUGCUGGUCUCCUGAAGCAGUUCUUCCGUGAUCUUCCGGACCCGCUUCUUACUGCAGCACACUACGAGGAGUUCAUCGAGGCGGCAAAGAUCGAAGACGAUACAGUCAGGAGGGACAGCCUUCACGCAAUCAUCAAUGCACUGCCUGACCCCAACUAUGCUACGCUGAGGGCACUGGUGUUGCACCUGAACCGCGUGCAAGACAGGAGCGCCAGCAACAGAAUGAGCACAACUAAUCUGGCCAUCUGCUUUGCACCUACUGUUAUGGGGCAGCACAGGGGUGCCAUGGCCGAUGCUGGGCUGCAAGCCAAGGUGUUGGAUACUAUUCUUGUCAACACCUACCAGAUCUUCGACGAGGACUAG